AAAAACGAAUGGCUAUGUUUGAACUGCCAAACUCAGAGGCUGCUAGAAGGAAGCCUAGGAGAUCCUGCUCCAAUGCCACUGCCCACUUCAAAGCCACAGCCAACUGGAUCCCCCCGGCACCAAGGUGGAGGUCAGCAACAGAGAGGAGCCCAGCACCAUGAAACAUCAGCUGCUAAAGACAGGCAUAUUGCACAUCUCAGGACUUCAGAACAAAGCAAACUACCAAUUGCCACAGUCCAAAAAAAAAUGCCUGCUGCUCCAUCUGAAGAAAAGCCACUGCCUAAAUUAGCUGAAGAGUCUCCAAAACCUUCAGAAAGUCCAUUGUCAAAAGGGAAGAUUACAGCUUCAAAACCAGAAAGAGAUAUCAAAGAUAGCACGGUCGCAUCUGAAUCUCAAAAAACAAGAGAGCAAGAGGAAUCCAGCAAGCCUUAUCCCUCAGACGUAUCCCGCAGCCCCCAAAGCCUGAGUGACACUGGCUAUUCAUCUGAUGGGAUCUCUAGUUCCCAGAGUGAAAUCACAGGCUUAGUGCAGCAAGAAGAAGAGCAGCUUAAUGAAACAGGAAUUGUAGAGCCAAGUCCUCCCAGUCCUUCUGAACUUACUAAGCUGGAAACCAGCAUGCGUCCUCUACUGGAGUCAAAGAGCUUGACCCAUCUACCAACUGACCGUGGGAAAACAUACCAUGAAUUAAGGGAGGAGCAGAGGCAAAGACAGAGGCCACGGUCGCUUUCUAUCACUCCAGAAGCCUUUGAUUCUGAUGAGGAGCUAGAAGACAUAAUGGAAGAAGAUGAAGACUCUCUGGAAUGGGAGAAUCAGAAGGAGAAGAAGGAAAGCAUGGAGCCUUCAGAUGAUUUUGGCAGCAAGCUACACCAUGACUAUGUGGCAGAAAGUAGUGAAGUAGGAUUCUCCCCAGUACCAACUAGGCAGAAAGGCAAAGAGCCUGUAAUGACAGAUGAAGAAUUCAUGAGGAGGCAAAUCUUGGAGAUGAGUGCAGAAGAAGAUAACCUUGAGGAGGGAGAAGAAUAUGAUCAUGCAAAAUACAGCAUUGCAAAAAAUGGACACAAGCCUGAUUCUGAGAAAAGCAGAGAGGCUAUCGCAUCCAAGAGACGCCUGCCUCACAGCUCGAGCAGCAUAUAUGAGGAGGAACAAAAAGAACUGGAAAGCACUGAGAAUGAUGACAUGGCUGCAUCUCAGGGAGGUCUGCGUCGUUUCAAGACCAUUGAGUUAAAUAGCACUAACAACUAUGGCAGAGACAUGGAGUUGAGCCAGGAGGCAGACAUCAACCUGGACAGAGAACCUGAACUGGAGAUGGAGAGCCUCACAGGCUCCCCAGAAGAUAGAUCAAGAGGUGAAUAUUCCUCCACCUUACCAGCAACCACACCCAGUUAUACAUCAGGAACAUCCCCAACUUCUGUCUCUUCUCUAGAGGAAGACAGUGACAGCAGCCCAAGCCGCAGACAGAGAUUAGAAGAAGUUAAGCAGCAGAGGAAAGCCCGGCAUCGCUCUCAUGGCCCUCUACUGCCGACCAUUGAAGAUUCUUCAGAAGAAGAGGAGCUGCGUGAGGAAGAGGAGCUCUUGCGAGAACAAGAAAAAAUGCGAGAGGUAGAACAGCAGCGGAUCCGGAGCACAGCGCGCAAAACAAAAAGAGAUAAAGAAGAGCUGAGGGCCCAGAGGAGGAGAGAGAGGUCUAAAACUCCACCCAGUAACUUGUCACCUAUUGAAGAUGCGUCACCCACUGAAGAACUGCGUCAGGCUGCAGAGAUGGAGGAGCUGCACAGGUCUUCCUGUUCAGAAUAUUCGCCCUCCAUUGACUCAGAGGCAGAAGGAUUUGAUGUCAUUGCCUCCAAACUGUACAAAUCUGGCAGUGAGUACAAUCUUCCAACCUUUAUGUCCCUUUAUUCUCCAACAGAAAAAAUGGCUAGCUCUAGUUACCCAUCCAGCAAGCCCCUGAAAAGUGCAGAAGAAGCCUAUGAAGAGAUGAUGAGGAAGGCAGAAAUGUUCCAAAAGCAACAACCUUUCCAACAAGGUAUUUCCUACAACAACACCUUUCAAGAAGUAAGCUAUCGUAGUUCGGAGGGCCAAAACAAUUUUGAAUAUCAAUACAUAGAUGACUAUAGUUAUGAUAGUCGGAAUGUGGAUUCCUCACAAACUGACUAUCAGAAUGAGCUUUCCAAAUCUGGGGCACUUUAUGAAGAAAUCCUUCAAACAUCACAGAAUAUCUCCAGGAUGCAUCAGUCUUCUUCUCUGGAUUUGACACUUGAACAAGAAAUGAAGAAGAAAGGGAGAGAAGACCCCUAUCCAGAGAAACAGUUUUUGAAUGCAGAGAGUGCAUAUGAAAGUGGCCCACUCACUCCAGGAACAAGUCCUACCCAACUGUCUGCUCCUGUCUCCUUUUCACUGACUGAAAGCAGUGCAGGCAGAAUAAUCCCCGAUGUUAGAGUCACUCAGCACUUUGAAAAAGAGAGUAAUGAGCAAACCAAGUUUCAUAGUUCCUCAGCCACAGCUAGCUCAGUUCCAAAGAGUGUAGCAAUGCCUUAUUCAUAUACUAAAGGAUCCAGCACAGUCACUACCAUUGUUUCUAGUCCAGCUAGUGCACCCCGAAUUUACAGCUCUCCAACUUCAAGUGGCUCUGAUGUACCACCUGUGUCCACCACUAGCCAAAGUCAGACGAAAGUAACUGCAAGUUACGGCUCUCAAACAGAAAACGUUUCCAGGGUCAGUGGGCCAUCAGUAAGAGACAAAUACCAAGGUGCGACUGAUAGCAAGACAAAUGUACCCAUGACAACCCCCAAAAUGUAUUCUUUUUUCAAAAGUUCUAGCCCACCCCUUUCCCCUUCUUCUCCUACUCAAAGUCCUACUUAUUCUGUUCCAAGAACUGGGAUGCCCUCUAGUUCAGGGGUGGGAGCUAAAUCAACAGCUGAGUUUUCUACCCAAACACAUAGCACAAUUAUUUCAUAUGACAUUGCAACUACUGGGGUAUCAACAGCUUCUCCAAUGAUUGCUCAAGGAACACAAACUCCUCACAGAGCCAGCUCCCCACGGCUUGCUAGGCAACAGUCAUCACAAGAAGCCCCCUUUAUGGUCAUCACAUUAGCAUCUGACGCAGCUAUUCAAACAAAGCCAGUUGGUGUUAGUUCCUCCAUUUCACCACCUUCGUCUCCAACUCAGCAAGGCCGCCAGCAAACAGUACAUAGUUACAGCCAAACGGUAAUCAGUGCAGUGCAACUGCAGCAACAACAGAUGCAGGCCACUUACACCAAGGCACAGCCAAUGCUUGAAAAAGCCUCUCCUUACACUCCAGGGCAGAAAGUGCAGACCACUGCUACUGACACCAUCCCUGGUGUGUACAGCUGGGGCACACUACCUGCAGAGAAUAUUUCUUUGUGUAGGAUAUCAUCAGUCCCUGGGACAUCUAGAGUAGAACCCGGACCUAGGCCAUCUGGUAGUAGUAUUGUAGAUUUGAGGACAGCAAUAAAGUCAGUUCCAAUUAUUGUAACAGACCAGGGAAUGGAUCUCACAUCCUUAGCUGCUGAGAGCAGAAAAUAUUGCCUCACUAUGGACCAGUCACCAAGUCGGCAGUCCACAGCCAUCCAACCUCUAAUCAUUAACCUUAACGCCCAGGAGCAGCCACAUGCUAUCAUUAGCAGUGCCACUACGGUCAGCAUAACAGUUGCAUCUACUGUGCUUAUGUCUCAGUCAAAACAGCCAGCGGUCUAUGGGGACCCUUUCCAAAACAGAAUCGACUUUGGUCAAGAGACAGGAAGUCCAGUCUGUCUGACGCAAAUUAAACAGGUGGAACAAGCAGUUCAGACUGGCCCCUUCAGAGGAACCAUGAGUGGAGUUGCCACAUCUGCUUCGAUGGGCCGGCCGGAAACAGCAGGCCCGCAGCAAACAAAAUUUGCAAGAUACAAUUUGCCCAACCAAAUGACAUCCUUGAUAAAGAAAGAUACUCUGAUUACUCAGACCAGCAAUGCUCAAAAUAUUGUGAGUGCCAUUCCCAGGCAGUUUCCUCAGGAUCAAAGCUCAGAGAUAUACAGAGGGAUCCCAGUGGAGCUGAAAACUCAGACUCCUUCAGUUCCUCUUGGAAGUAAGAAGUCCCAAGUGAUGAUGGUGCAGAUGGAUGACAUAGCAGCAGGAUCUGUCACAAAACUAAUCAAAGAAGAGCCUCCUUCUAAUGCCCUGGACCUCACCGGGAUGAAGCCUGAGAGCCAAGUAGCAUGCUGUGAUGUAGUAUACAGAUUUCCAUUUGGAAGCAGCUGCACCGGGGCUUUUAAUCCGUCUCCCAAAGUGCCAGAGAAACAUGUUGGGGAAGCAGCUCCUGUUGGCAAAGCUAGUGGUCAGUAUUAUGGAACCAGAGAACAAGAAAUGCCAGAGACAUACCCUUACCGAGAGCGAUCGGUACCAGCACCUCAUCCAUAUGAAGAGCACAGAUUCCAUCCGCAUGGCUUGUUCGGAAGAUUAUAUUCAUCAAUGUCAGAUACCAAUCUUUCUGAAAUGGGUUUGAACUAUUACUCAGUUAAAGGAGAGCAGCACUUUCAUUCCCCUGCUGGAGAUUCUGCGGUGGAUUUGACAACUAUGAAGCAUUCCUAUAGCCACAGUUUUACAGAGGGAGGUAACAUAGGGCACGGGAUGCAAUAUGGCUCUUUCUCUGACCUCCGACAACCCACAGAAUUACUCAGUCAUUCAUAUCCCAUGCGAAGGUACAGCUCAGCCUCCAAUAUCUACUCUGAUUAUAGAUAUUCAUCAAGAGGGGACUUGGCCAAUUUCCAGGAAGCCAGCCUCGCUCAUUACAGUGCUACAACUGCUCGUGAAAUCAGCCGAAUGUGUGCAGCACUCAACUCCAUGGACCAAUAUGGGGGCAGACAUGCAAACAGCCCAGAUCUUCUUCAGUAUGGACAUAGUGCUCUUGGCAUUGCACCAGGAGGGACUGGAAGCAUUAUGGCUCAACAGGGUGCCAUGAAACCAAACAUGAUGUACAAUCCAAAUUUCCCAGAGUCUCGUUCUGGCUUUGGAAAUUUAGCCCAAUAUAAUCUCUCAAGGCUUGGAGCUGUCAGACAGGUACUCCCUUCCACAGCCACUGUACGAGCUGCUGAUGGCAUGAUUUAUUCAACCAUUAAUACACCGAUAGCAUCAACCCUUCCCAUCACCACCCAGCCAGUUUCUGUGCUACGGCCCAUGCUUCGAGGCCUGUACAGGCACUAUGCUCCAGGUGGUAUCACAGCUGUCCCUCUGGCUAGCCUUACCAGAGUACCCCUAGUUACUCCUAGGAUCCCCCUAGCAUCUCAAGGUCUUUAUCGCUAUCCUAUGCCCAGCAGGCUUCCAGCAGUUCCUACCGCAUCUGUAAUGGAAACACCAAUGUAUUUAGGGAAACCGCUUAGCACCACUGCAGCCAGCACUGCUGCCAGUACUGUAAGCCUAGCACCUGCUGCUAAGUCCCCUGCUCCAAGCACUGCCAGCUUGCAAAGACCUGAGCAGACAGGGGUUGGCAUGCGAGAGGAGGUGUCUGUGUCAUCUGCAGAGGUCCAGGGUCCUGGCAGGGACACCAGCCAGGCACAGCAGGAGCCACCUCCCCGAAUGCCAACCCAGAAGCAUCUGACAGAAGCCGCACAGGCCAGCGCUGCUAGCAAAGGAGCUAUGGAAAGAGAAGAAAAGGAGAAGGAGGAAGAACGGCAGAGGAAGCAACAAGAGCAUAUCCUCCAGAUUGAAAGGGAAAGAGUAGAACUGGAAAAACUGAGACAGAUGAGGCUUCAUGAGGAACUGGAAAGGGAACGGGUGGAGUUACAGAGACACAGAGAGAAAGAACAGCUCUUGAUGCACAGGGAGAUCCAGGAGCUGCAGUCCAUAAAGCACCAGGUCCUCCAGCAGCAGCAAGAGGAGCGACAGGCCCAGUUUGCCCUACAGCGGGAGCAGCUCGCCCAGCAGCGCCUGCAGUUAGAACAGAUCCAGCAGCUGCAGCAGCAACUGCAACAGCAGCUGGAGGAGCAGAAGAGGCAGAAGAGUACCUUUCCUCCAGUAUGUGACCCAGCUGGCAGGAUCCCUCCUCAGGUUACCUCUGAGAUAACUAUAGACAUGCAAAGGACCUUGGCCCCAAAUGGGCAAUACUGGCCACCCCUAAACCAAACCUUCAUUGCUACAGCAGCCCCGGGGCAAGAAGGACAAGCGCAGUCUCGCUACCCAGGACUCCAGAGGCCUCUUACAAACUCAGCCUCUGAAAUGUCCCUGCAGAUGGAAGAUCAGUGGGAAGCUGGUCGGGGGAUAAAGAAACGGAACUCUAUGCCUCGUCUUCGGGACGCAUACGAUAAGGAGCCCAGCCACGAGCCCUACAUGGUGAGAAAGAUCACAGACAGCAGCGUGCAGACAGAUGAGGAAGAUGGCGAGGAACGCUUCUAUGCAUCCCGGCGGCGCCGUCCUCGGCGCAGCACUGACUGCAGUGUUCAGACCGACGAGGAAGACAAUGCUGAGUGGGAACAGCCAGUCCGGCGCCGACGCUCCCGCUUCUCCCGCCACUCCGAGUCGAGUGCAGAAAGCAAGGCAGAUUCUUCUGCAAAAGGCACGGCCAGCAUAGCGGUCCAAACGAUCAGUGACUGUUCUGUGCAGACAGAGCCCGACCAGUUCCUCAGAGUGUCCCCUUCUAUCCACAUCACUUCCCCUGAUCCCAAGGUGGAGAUUGUGAAGUACAUUUCUGCCCCAGAGAAGACUCAGAGGGGAGAGAGUUUGGCUUGCCAGACAGAACCAGAAGUACAGCCCCAGCCAGGCAUGGCGGUCCCUCAGCUCACGGUGCCAACCACAAUCACUCCUUACUCCUCCAACAUCCAGAUGGUUAGCUCCGGUCCCCUGGAUCCCCAUUCCGUCCAACAGCAAGCACUAGCAAAGAAGAAGCCUGUUCCUCUUGAAAUUGGCUACCAGUCUCACUUACCUACAGAUUCCUUGUCUCAGCUUGUGUCCCGACAGCCCCCCAAGUCACCUCAGGUCCUCUAUUCCCCGGUUUCUCCCCUCUCCCCUCAUCGAUUGCUAGAGUCGUCCUUCGCAUCCAGUGAAAGGCUCAACAAGGCCCACGUGACUCCGCAGAAGCACUUCAUGGCCGAGUCCACCCAACGCCAGCAGACCCUGCCUCGCCCCAUCAAAACCAUCCAGAGAUCUUUAUCUGAUCCCAAGCCCAUCAGCCCCACAUCAGAAGAGUCUGCAAAAGACAGGUUUUCCUUGUAUCAGCACACACUCCUCCCCACCAGCCAGAUUUCAACCUUGCAGUCAAACACACUCAUUCGGAAAGUGAAGCGGACCCUGCCUAGCCCCCCACCAGAAGAAGCUCAGCUUCCUCUGACCAGCCAAGCUCACUCACAGAUGUACAUGCCUGGCCUCCUGCCAAAGGGUAUGGGCGGGCAGCCCAUCCAAGUGACCAAAGCCAGCCUCCUCAGAGAGCUCGACCGGGACUUGAGGCUGGUGGAGCAUGAAUCCACUAAACUGAGGAAGAAACAAGCGGAGCUGGAUGAAGAAGAGAAAGAGAUUGAUGCCAAGCUGAAGUACCUGGAACUGGGGAUCAAUCAGAGAAAGGAAUCUUUGCUGAAGGAUCGGAAUGCUCGUGAUUAUCCAUAUUUGAGAUGCCUGGGAGAAAAUCGAGAUUAUAUGUCCGACAGCGAACUAAAUAACCUUCGCCUCUCCGGCUAUGAGAGUGGCAGUCUCCUGACAAGGCCCAGCACCACCCCUUCUAACCAGUAUACAGAAUUUUCCAGCACCCAGUAUACUUCAGCAACUUCCUACGCCCCGUACCAGUACUCCUCAGUUCAGACCGCUGCACCAGGACCAGCUGCAUUCCAGCAAACAAGAUUUCAGCCUCCAUACUACCCUCCAACAAGUAGCGGUCCUGCUCAAAAUGACUUCCAGCCAAGCCAGAUGCCUGCUUACCCUUCCCAAACUACAUACCAGGCACAUAGCUUCACUCCAAGCACCGGGUAUCAGUCUGAACUGGGCCUACAGAGCCAUCAAGGCUUCUGCUCACCUUACCAAGCUCAGACCGCCUAUCCCAGUCAGACACCCUUGCAGCCUGCCCAGAGCGUGCUUUUUCAGACUCAUGCAGACACCCAUACAACCUCCCAGAAGCCACGGCAGACCUCGCUGGCUGACUUAGAGCAGAAGAUCCUGACCAAUUAUGAAGUCAUUAGCAAUCCCACCGUGGUAAUCUCUGCUGCAACCCCAGAAGUGACCUACAGCACCGCAACAGUGACCAGCAGCUACGAUCAACACAAGGCUCCAGAAGGGAGGCCAGCAGACAGGAGUAGUGCUGCACAAAGUCCUUCCACCAGCUAUUCCUCCGACUCUCUAUACACCAAUCUAGAGCAAAACAUCCCUCGGAACUAUGUGAUGAUUGAUGAUAUCAGUGAAUUAACCAAAGAGAGCAGCACAGGAGAGGGUCUGAAAGGGGAUUUGCCAUCACACAGCACCAAUGGACUGCCUAUCAAAGAAAAGAGGGAGGUAGCAGAUGUAGAUAUCUCUAGCAGGCCUUGCUGCUAUUCAAAAGGAGAAGAGGAAUCUGAAGAGGAUGCUUAUGAUCAUCACGGUCCUGACCACCGUGGGAAAAGUUAUCCUAAAAGCACAGAGAGCAAUGGGAGAGUAUCAGGUAGUUCUGGCUCUUAUUACUAUGGAGACAGUGAUUAUAGGCCAUUGUCUCGCCCAGAUAAGCAUGGAACAAGUAUGGGAGUACAGAAGCACUCUUCAAAAAAUCUGGCCCCUGCUGUCAUCUCUUCCAAGCGCAGCAAGCACAGGAAACAAGGUAUGGAGCAGAAGAUCUCCAAAUUCUCCCCUAUAGAAGAAGCCAAAGAUGUAGAAUCAGAUCUGGCCUCCUAUACAGUGACUACAUCAGUCAGUAGCAGCAGUGUAGCAUCCAGAGCAAAGAAAAUGCAAGAUGAUAUCACUUAUGGCCUAAAGAAAAAUGUAUAUGAACAGCAGAAAUACUAUGGUGUAUCCAGCAGAGAUGGGAUGGAAGAAGAUGACAGAGCUUAUAGUGGUGGGCGAUCAAGAUCCUCUGGAUAUGUAUCAGAAAAACUGUCAAGUCGUGAAGUUAGAAGCAGGUCUUAUGAAAGAGAGAGCAUAGAGAGGCCUCAGAAAGGAAGCUCAAAGCCUUCCUCCCUUAGUAUGAGUCAGAGUCGCGGGCGACCUCCAAUUCGCACACAAACUUCAGAAGAAGAAAGUCCUAUCAGUCCUUUGGGGAAAUCCAUGGGUGUAUCACGGUCCUCAGGUGGACCUCUUCCUCAAUCUGCUGGAGACAGUUGCUCCCAGUUUUGCUCUAGUCACUCAUUGCCUGAUGUACAAGAACAUAUUAAAGAUGUGCCAAGAACCCACUCUUAUAAACAUGACGAAGGCUACAUCGUGGAUGAUUCACACUGUGUUGUUUCAGACAGUGAAGCCUACCACUUGGGCCAGGAGGAGACGGACUGGUUUGAUAAACCAAGAGAACCUCGUUCAGAGAGGAUGAGGCAUUAUGGUGGCCAUUCUUCAUCCUCUCAGAAGAGAGGUCCAAUUAAACACACCUAUCAUGAUUAUGAUGAGCCCCCAGAUGAAGACUUGUGGCAUCAUGAUGACUAUUCCCACCCACGUCAUUCUUCUUCCAAAGAUCACAAGCAUCAUGGAGAUUAUGGGCGACAUGCAUCCUCCUCCCGCCACUCCAGCGAUGACCUGCCCAAGAGAUCAUCCAGGCAACACCCAAGAGAUCCAGGCCGCCAUGAAUCACGUGGACAUGGACAGCCCACUUCCCAGAAGAAGGCUCAGCAAACAGAUACGAGAACACAGCAAGGUUAUCCUUCCAGCUCCUCAGAGUAUCCCCAGCAGUCCCGACAGCCAUCUGGCUAUCAUCAUACCUCAGAGUCCCAAAAAUCCCAGAGGCAGAUGCAACAUGGGCUGCCACCUCAGCAGCCAAAAUCUGAGCCUCUGUCUCACCAACAGCAGCAGCAGCAAAAGCAGCAGCAGCAGCAGCAACAGCAGCAGCAGCAACAGCAACCCAGGCAGCAGCAAGCUGGGCAGCAGCAACCAUCAUCUAGACAGCAGCAACCACCAAGCAGACAACCUCAGCAACAGCAUCAAGCAGGCCCUUCUCAUCAACAGCCCCAGCAGGUUAGGAUACAGCAGCAACAACCACAGCAGCAGCAGCAGCAGCAGCAGCAGCAGCAGCCACCACCGCCACCACUGGGGACCCAAGCCCAACCUUCCUUGCGGCCAGCCCAACAGCAGCCUGGUCAGCCUCAGCCAACAGGCAAACCCCAGCCAACUGCCCAAGCACAACCUAGCACUCACCAAACAGGACCAGCUAAAGCAGAACAGCCGGAUGUAUCCAAGCCUACCACAAAAGUGCCACAGGUGGGGAAAGCACCCCAGACACAACCACAGGGGACAGUCGGAGGCAUUAAAUUGGGUCCCAAACCAACAGGAGCAUCCUUAUCUACAGGAGCAGCAGCUGGACAGCCAGGAGCAGAGGGUGAAAGUGUCUUAUCCAAAAUCCUGCCAGGAGGGGCCGCAGAACAAGCAGGCAAAUUGACAGAAGCCGUGUCAGCUUUUGGCAAGAAAUUCACAUCGUUUUGGUGAGAGUACAACACUCGGCGUUUGGGGAAAUAAGUGAAAUCUCAUCAUGGCACUGGAAAAACCUAUGAAGAAUUCAUUGGAAUUCAUUUGCCGCUCUGGACUCUGGGUAUAAUACUUUUGAAACCAUGGAAAACC
This is a messenger RNA of Python bivittatus (Burmese python), 10701 nucleotides long. The record is from RefSeq and is a predicted model, not a curated record. NCBI's taxonomy places the organism in Eukaryota, Metazoa, Chordata, Lepidosauria, Squamata, Pythonidae.